This is a messenger RNA of Protopterus annectens (West African lungfish), 768 nucleotides long. RefSeq names its product interleukin-17A-like. Gene Ontology annotation, molecular function: cytokine activity. Lineage: Eukaryota; Metazoa; Chordata; Ceratodontiformes; Protopteridae. Bases 36 to 539 code for a protein of 167 amino acids. The transcript is spliced from 2 exons. The record is from RefSeq and is a predicted model, not a curated record. Gene Ontology annotation, cellular component: extracellular region.
UCCACCCACUUAAUGUGCUUCUCUUCCCCUUCCAGAUGAUUCUAGCAAUGCUUCUCAGUUUCUGUGGCCUGUCCCUGUGUGACAGGCAAAAGAGAAGAUUGAAAAGAGACGAAGGACAUAUUUACACAUGUUCAGCUCAUAUAAGCAGCAACUUCUUGAAGAAUCAUAAUGUAUCUGGCAGUAUCGAUAAGGUAGAAAAAGAUCACAAUGAAUCACUCGACAAUAACUGUACUGGACCACAUAAUGCUUCUCAUUUACAUGAGCGUUCAUUAUCUCCAUGGACUUACCACAAACAUGAAGACCACGACAGAAUCCCCAGUGUUAUUGACAUUGCCCUCUGCAGUUGCAAGAGUUGCUUAACUAAAAAUCCUUUAAGGGGUCAUGUGAAAUCACUACCAAUCAAAAUAAAGAUGCCAGUGUUCUACAGGACAGACGAUGGCAGCGGUUCCUACUGCCAUGUGAACACAACCAUUAAUGUCUCUGUAGGCUGCACCUGUGCCUUUCCAAACAAACAAAGCCAUUCUCGGGGGAAUGUUUAAAUACUUAUAUUUGUCAUGCAUUAUCCUUUUCUUCAGUUCAUCAACAUGUAUAACAAAAAUGGUCAGCGAUUAACAUGGCACCACAAAACUGUUCUUUAUUCCUGUUUAUAGCUUAUUUGAGCUAUAAUUAUCUGUACAACAUCAAUGUGGUUAAAAAUGAAAACAAAAGCUUUUUUCUUUACCUGUAUCAGAGAAUUACACAAUUUGUAAUAUUCAACUUUGCACUGAA